CCGAACAGAGAGUACAGUCUCUGCUGUCAUCGCCGUGGAGCCGGGCGGAUGCUGAUGGUGAGCUCUGCUGCAGACGCAGAAGUGCAAAAUUCAGGAGGGAUCUGGGAAGUGUGAGGAGUGAGGAAGAGGAGGAGGAGGAGGAGGAGUGGAGGAAAAGAGGAGAGGAGAGGCAGACUGUCUCCCUCCUUCACCCGGCAGGGCUUUUUCUGCAACAUCCUCUCACUUCAUCAUGGAUCUCUGGAGUAAAAAGGUCUGGGGAAUUAUAACGCAGGUCACCCUGAUACUUCUCAGCUGGUACGGGGCAACAACAGGACAGGUGUGUCACAGUCCGCUGGUAUCCAACCUGCUGCCGUCGUCCUUCAGAAGCUCCUCCCGGUUGUCGGGCAGCCACGGGCCGGGCUUCGCUAAGCUGAACCGGAGAGAAGGAGCCGGCGGUUGGUCUCCUCUGAGUUCAGACAGAUAUCAGUGGUUGGAGGUUGACCUCGGCGGGCGGACGCAGAUCACUGCUGUCUCUACGCAGGGUCGCUACGGCAGCUCCGAUUGGCUGAUGGCCUACCUGCUGAUGUUCAGCGACACGGGACACAACUGGAAACAUUAUCGACAGGAAGACAGCAUAGGGGCGUUUCCAGGUAACAGUAACGCAGACAGUGUGGUCCAACACAAGCUCCAGCAGCCAGUGAUCGCCCGCUACGUCCGCCUGAUCCCUCUGGACUGGAACCCCAACGGUCGGAUCGGCCUCAGACUGGAGACCUACGGAUGUCCUUACAACUCUGACGUGGUGAGCCUGGAUGGCCGCAGCAGCCUUCUCUACAGGUUGAGUCCCAGCAGGCCGAGGCAGGAGACCAGGGAGAGCAUCUCUCUGAUAUUUAAAACCCUGAGGAACUCUGGGAUACUGCUUCACGCCGAGGGACAGAGCGAGCACAGCGAGCACAGCCUCGUCCUGGAGCUGGAGAAAGGAAAGCUCCUCCUGCUCCUCCGAAAAGGCAGGAGUUCUUCCCCCGACAGCCAGCAUCUGGUGUCUCUGGGCAGCCUGUUAGACGACCAACACUGGCACCACGUCACAGUGGAGCAUCACAGCACUCACCUCAACCUCACCGUGGACAAAAGCACACUGUGGGUGCAGAUCCCACCAAGGUUCAACCACUGGGACCAUGACCAGAUGAGUGUGGGAGCAGCAGACCAGGGCCUCGGCUCUCGGAGGUCAGCCGGGUCAAACAGAAACUUCCACGGCUGUUUGGAGAACCUGGUUUACAACGGCGUGAACCUGGUGGACCUCGCUAAACAGAGAGACCAGCGGGUCACUGUGAAGGGCAAUGUGACCUUUUCCUGUGCUGAACCCAUUUUUGUUGCCAUGACGUUCACCAGCCCCCAGAGCUUCCUCCGGUUGCCAGGGGCGACGGAACCGUCAUCCACAGGCGCGUCGGUGGGGCUUCAGUUUCGGACGUGGAACAAGGCGGGGCUGCUGCUGACCUUCGAUCUCCCAAAGAAAGGAGGUGCGGUCUGGAUGUACCUGAGCAGAGCCAGGCUCCAUCUACAGAUCCACAAGGCUGGCAGGGCGCCGCUGGAGCUCAGUGCCGGUUCAGCUCUGAAUGACGGUCAGUGGCACUCCGUGGAGCUGAUCUCCAGACGAGGACAUCUGACCGUCUCCGUGGACGGAGGCGAAGGAGCCACUGCUCACGCCAGUCCGCCGUUUCCUGUUACCACGGGAAGUCAACUCUUCUUUGGAGGAUGCCCCGCUGAAGGGAGCAGCCAGGACUGUAUGAACCCCUUCAAGGCUUUUCAGGGCUGCAUGCGUCUGCUGACGGUGGACAACCAGCCCGUGGACUUGAUCAUGGUGCAGCAGAGGCUGAUGGGAAACUACAGUCACCUGCAGAUGGACAUGUGUGGCAUCAUCGACAGGUGUUCUCUGAGUCACUGUGAACACGGAGGCAGCUGCAGCCAAUCAUGGAGCACCUUCCACUGUAACUGCUCCGGCACCGGCUACAGCGGAGCCACCUGUCACAGCUCGAUAUACGAGCCGUCCUGUGAGGCGUACAAACACAAAGGCAACACGUCGGGUUAUUAUUACAUUGAUGUGGAUGGCAGCGGACCCGUCAGACCACAGCUGAUCUACUGCAACAUGACAGAGGACAAAACGUGGAUGGUGAUCCAGCACAAUAACACAGAUCUGACGAGAGUCCGACCGGCGCCGGGGAAGAAUCGGCACUCGGCUCACUUUGACUACGCGUCCGAGGAGAAGCAGCUGGCGGCCAUCAUCAGCCAAUCAGAGCACUGCGAACAGGAACUGACCUACCACUGCAGGAAGUCCCGCCUCCUCAACACACCGGACGGGCCUCUGCUCAGCUGGUGGCUCGGCGGUCCAGGUGCAGGACAGGUGCAGACGUAUUGGGGCGGAGCUCCACCCGGCAGCCAGCAGUGCUCCUGCAGCCUGCAGCAGAACUGUGUGGACCCCAAACACUACUGCAACUGUGACGCUGACCGCACCGAGUGGGCUAAUGACUCCGGCCUGCUGACCAAUAAGGAGACGCUCCCCGUCAGAUCUCUGGUGCUGGGUGACGUCCAGAGGCCCGGCUCAGAAAGCGCCUACAGGGUCGGACCUCUCCGUUGUCAUGGAGACAAAAACGUCUGGAACGCUGCGUUUUUCGACAAGGAGACGUCGUACCUCCACUUUCCCACCUUCCACGGAGAGCUGAGCGCCGACAUCUCCUUCCUGUUUAAAACUACUUCAUCCUCUGGCGUCUUCCUGGAAAACUUGGGCAUCAAAGACUUCAUUCGGAUCGAACUCGGCUCGUCCUCUGAGGUCCUCUUCUCCUUCGACGUGGGUAACGGUCCGCUGGAGGUCCGUGUGAAGGCCGACUCCCCGCUGAACGACAACAGGUGGCACCGCAUCCGAGCCGAGCGCAACGUUAAAGAGGCCUCGCUUCGCCUCGACGAGCUCCCCGCCGCCACGCAGGAGGCUCCCACUGACGGGCACAUCCACCUGCAGCUCAACAGCCAGCUAUUUAUAGGAGGCACGGCGUCCAGGCAGAAGGGCUUCCGGGGUUGUAUCCGCUCUCUGCAGCUGAACGGCGUCACCCUGGAUCUGGAGGAAAGAGCGAAGAUCACCCCCGGGGUUCAGGCGAGAUGUCCGGGUCACUGCAGCAGCUACGGCUUGCUCUGCCAGAACCGGGGCCGCUGCCUUGAGAGGCCAACCAGCUUCUCCUGUGACUGUGGUUCGUCUGCUUACACUGGAGCCUUCUGCGACAGAGAGGUUUCAGCCAGCUUCAAGUCGGGAACAUCCGUCAGCUACACCUUCAAAGAGCUGAGCGAGCUGAACAGCAGCAGCAGCAGCAGCAGCAGCAGCAGCGCCCGGCCUUCCUCCUCCUCCAUCUACUCUGACCUGACCCUGAGAGCAGAAAACGUCUCCCUGAGCUUCAGGACCAGCCAGAGUCCCGCUCUGCUCCUCUUCGUCGGCUCCUACCACAGAGAGUACCUCGCUCUGCUGCUCAACAAGCACGACAUGCUGGAGGUGAGAUACCGACUGGACGGCAGCAAAGAAGCAGAGAUCCUGAGGAGCAACGUGAGGAACCUCGCCAACGGGCAGCUACGUGCCGUCUCCAUCAGCAGACUGGCAGACGGCGUCUCUGUGCAGAUUGAUCGGAACACCAAAGAGGACUUCAACCUGACUUCUGAUGUGGAAUUCAACGGCAUCAGGUCGCUGGUUCUCGGCAGAGUGCACGACUCUGGAGAGUUGGACCCGGAGCUGUCUCGGCUGGCCUCUCUGGGUUUCACAGGCUGUCUGUCCGCCGUCCUCUUUAACUCCAUCAGCCCCCUGAAAGCUGCUCUGCUCCACCCAGGAACCGGCCCCGUCAGCGUUACCGGCCCUCUGGUCCAGUCCAUCUGCGGCUCCACUUCAGCCAAUCCCUACGCAGCAGAAACCACGCACCACCUAUCAGGCCAGUCUGGAUCGGUGGGAACGGGUCAGCCCGUGGUGAACGCCGUCAGGAGUGACUCAGCUCUAAUUGGAGGAGUGAUCGCGGCGGUGGUCUUCGUGACAGUGUCUGCGUUGGCCGUGAUGGCCCGAGUCCUCUACAGGAGGAAAGGGACGUGUCAGAGCCAGGAAGUGAAAACGGCGAAGCCCGAAGACAACCCGGAGCUGGCGUUCAGCAGCCGGACCGGCUCACAGAACGGUCCGAACGAGAACCAGAAGGAAUAUUUUAUUUAGGAGGAGGUUGGACCUUCAGACGAACAGAGACAGAGAUGCCUUGUCCAUCCUCAGUGCUUUACACUAUACAAACUAAACCCGAGCAAAGACACGAGCAGAACCAAACACUCCAUACGUUCUGACUUCUCUUCUUCUCUUUCUGCUUCUGUGGGUGUGUUUUUUUGUACAGACUGUAUAUAGAUACACGUGUUGAAUUUAUAAUAUGUCAAUACCCAGUAGAGCAAUUGUAAAUAUUUAAAGAGGUAGAUCUUAAACUGAUGACUUUAUAUCAAUCAGUCCUUUCUCUGUUCUCUUGACAUGAUUUAAAUCCUUUAAAUCAUUUAAAGGAUUUAAAUGAUUUAAUGAGGAGCUGUGUUUUUCAUGGAGUUGUUGGUAUGAAAGUUAAAACAGCUUUGUUGGGUCUGAGGUCAUUUAAAUACAUUUUCCGACAUGGAUAAUGAAGGUUUGACUCAGUGAGCUUCAGUUUCCAGUUUUGUUUUUGUAUUUAUUUGUUUGCUUCUGCUGUAUGAACUGUGGCAAAGCAAAAUGUACCCGUUCACAUUGAACAUUUCUUAUUUUCUCAAAGUUUUACUCACCGUGAUUCCUUUUUCAUUUCGUUGCAGCUUGAAGCAAAAACUCACAUUUAUUUGUCUUCUUCCUGCGGCGCUCCAGCCUCCAGCUCUCAGUGUUCUCUGAACAGUAAAGGUUCUGAGACCGACACGGUUACUCUGGACUUUCUGUUCCCGACAUCAUUCAAACUAAAACAUUUUAUGUAUCUUUUAAACACAAAUGACAUUUUCUGAAAGAGAUUCAGAGAAGCAAAAUAAGUAUGAAAGAAAAAAAUCCUGUAUCAGCAGAUGGAGAGCGAAGGAGUUCACGGGAAGGUGUUAUUCAGGUCCAACCAGUCGAGCAACCAAACAGACAAGUCACAAUCAACUUCCUGUGUUGCAACUUGUGUGUUUCUACGCCACAUUUUAAGCAGCGGUCUGGAUUUUUUGAAGUUUAGAAAACUCCAAAGUGCAUAUUUCCACUUUGCUGUGACCAGAUCUUUAGUAUCUUAUCAGAAUAAGCCACGUCUUCGUCAAAACAUUUAAUGCCAACAAACUGCCACUUGGACGAACUCAACAUCUAAAUGUCUCGUCUUCAUCUUAGGGCUGGUCCGCACUAACAGAUGUUUCAAAUGUGAGAGUGACAACAUAACAUGAUAUGUUAAACUUAACAGUUUUGUUCUUAUAGUGUGGUGAGCAGAUAUGACGAAAAUCUCACAAAAUCUCUGGCGAUCAAACAUGACUUAAGUGUAAACAAGCAUGGCGGACGACGGGAAGGAAGAAUUAGUGAUGUUAGUUUUUACUUUGUGGUGAAAAUUCACGAAG
This is a messenger RNA of Sebastes umbrosus (honeycomb rockfish), 5556 nucleotides long. RefSeq names its product contactin-associated protein-like 4. Bases 230 to 4204 code for a protein of 1324 amino acids. The record is from RefSeq and is a predicted model, not a curated record. The transcript has 24 exons. NCBI's taxonomy places the organism in Eukaryota, Metazoa, Chordata, Actinopteri, Perciformes, Sebastidae.